This is a messenger RNA of Athalia rosae (coleseed sawfly), 1780 nucleotides long. RefSeq lists its product as uncharacterized. NCBI's taxonomy places the organism in Eukaryota, Metazoa, Arthropoda, Insecta, Hymenoptera, Athaliidae. The record is from RefSeq and is a predicted model, not a curated record. Gene Ontology annotation, molecular function: protein binding. Gene Ontology annotation, cellular component: extracellular exosome; motile cilium. Bases 48 to 1688 code for a protein of 546 amino acids. Gene Ontology annotation, biological process: cilium assembly; cilium movement. The transcript is spliced from 11 exons.
GGGCAGCUACAAGAACUAGAACGGUGGCACAAUUACACACAUUCAGCAUGUCAGCUAUUGCAGAACGAACUGGAUUAGAAAAAUGUACAUUUGAAAAAGAUACUCGAAAAGAACCGGCAAAAGAAAAAGAAAAGAAGGGAAAAUCUUCGACUAAGGGUAGUUCCGUACCAAUCCAAACAGCACCAACGUCGACGGAAUCUGAAUAUACAUCAAGUUUGCCGUUAUUAACAGAUAAUGGUCAACCUGUUUUUGUAAUUAUUGAAUUUGAAGUUCAUCACCCUCUACAGCCUGCACGAAGCUUGGUAGAUCUUACCAAUUGCAUUGAUAAAAUGCUGCACAGUUACACGCUGUCUCCGAAUCCGUACACGAGUGUUUUGGCUGAAGAACAUUAUUCGAAUUGUAUUAAAAAAUUAGUUGAUACACUUUGUGGCGCUUAUCAGGAAUUUCUCGCAGAUACGACGAUACCAAAUAACUUUAAGCAAAGUCCACAAAACGUAUCAUCACCCAUGAAAAUGUUUGGCCGGGACAAAAAAACUUCCGACAACAUGGAAAGACCGUUAUGUGACAAAGUAAUAAUGGAAUCAAUCAACAAACAGGGAGAUUGCAAAUACACCUAUAUCAAGGAUGAAAUCGCUUGUUUUGUACAAUAUCUUCAUGAAACGGGAUUAUACGUGAGUGUGCGUAGUACCUUGAAGAAUAAAAUAAUAAUGCUACUCGAUCAAAAAUUCAAAAUUGAAAUGCCUACACUCAGCAAAAACGAAUGUCAGAACUUUGUAGCUACAGCUUACAUAUACCUGGUUGAACAAAUGCAUUGUACGCUAAACAAAUUUGUAGAGGGUAGAUAUGCGACGGAUGCUACCAAUUCUAGCGCUAUUCCCUAUUUAAGUUUUGUAGCAGAAGAAUCGUUAGCACUUGGCUGCAUAAUUGAUGCACGAAAAACUUAUUCGAGUAUAAUAGAUAAUGACCGAAAAAAUCCGGAUACAUGGUUGGAGUAUGCAAUAUUUUUAAUACGUAUUGGAGAUUUAGAACGGGCUAUGGAAUGUUGCCGUGAAGCCAUCAUCUUGGACAGGCAGCAUAAGAUUGGAUUGCUAUUAUACGGGGUACUCCUCAGUCAUAAUGAAAAUUAUCCAGAUGCCGAAAUCUUUCUACAAAUCGUGACACAACUUUAUCCACAAUUCGCCGAGGGAUGGGCUAUCCUUCAUCUGUUUUACCUGCGCACCGAAUUCUCAGCCGGUGCCGAUGUUACGAUCCAAGUGGCUCAAAAGUGCCUACAAGACGAUGCUCCCGAUACGAUUACCACAGGGUUUUUAAAGCGUGAUCCACUACCCUGGACAAGGUUGACUACCCCGAAAGACAGAAUCUAUCUUGUCAGUGUGACAUUGCUUUUGAAACUGUCUUGCCUUGAUUUUGCAGGAAUAGCCCUCGCUCAAGAGUUAUCCGAGGUGGGUAGGACGAGACAUUUCCUAUAUUUGAUGGCUGUGCAACAUUAUAUGCAAAGUAGAUAUGCGGAUGCGAUAUGCCAUUUGAAAGAAGCAGUUGAUCUUGAUGGAAUGGAUUACUCUCUGGCAAGUUUAUUGGGUCAUUGUCACGAGGAAGAAGGUAACUUUGACGAAGCAAUAUAUUGUUACGAGUUUGCCAAUACUUUAUUCAAUCGUCCUGAGGAUUUACAUCUUGCUCAAUUAAGGUGAGCCUUCACAAAUACCAAGUUGUGCGCACGAUGUCUAGCUAGUCAAAAUUGAUUAAAUUGUAGAUUGGGAUAUUUGUAUCUUACUACUGAGCG